AUGGUGGAUGGGAAUGAGUCCUCAGUAACUGAUUUCAUCCUUGUGGGACUCUUUCCUGAGUUUUGGAAUUCCAUGAUUCUCAACUCCAUGAUUGUCUUCAUCUACAUUCUUGCCUUCCUGGGAAACAUGCUUCUGAUCGUCCUGAUUUGGGAGGACUCCCGGCUCCACACGCCCAUGUACAUACUCCUCAGUCAGCUCUCCCUCAUUGACUUGACAUUAACUUCCACCAUUGUUCCAAAAAUGGCCUCUAACUUUUUCACAGGGAAAAGGACCAUAUCAUGGAUUGGCUGUGGGAUCCAGAGUUUCUUCUUCCUUAUGUUGGGAAUGUCUGAGUGCCUCAUCUUGACUCUCAUGGCUUAUGACCGCUACAUGGCCGUCUGCAGCCCCCUGCGCUAUCCCACUAUCAUGAGUCCCAGGUUCUGUCUCCAGAUGGUUGCUGGAUGUUGGACUGGAGGCUCUAUAAGUUCGCUUAUCCAUACAAUCUACCCUAUGCAUUUUCCCAUCUGUGGGUCAAGGGAGAUCCACCACUUCUUCUGUGAGGUCCCAGUCCUCAUUAAGCUCUCCUGCAAGGACACUUCAGUGUAUCAGUUAGUGGUGGUGGUGACAAGUAUUGUGCUGCUGGUUCUGCCUUUCAGCCUCAUCACAGCUUCUUAUACUCUCAUCUUUCUCACUGUCCUUCGUAUGAACUCUGUCAAGGGCAGGAAAAAAAUCCUGGCAACCUGCUCUUCCCACCUAACUGUGGUGAGUCUCUUUUUUGGCCCAAACAUAUUCAUUUACAUGACUUUCACUUCUUCGCAUAGUCCAGAGCAGGACCAGGCUCUCUCUGUUUUCAGUAACAUCCUCACCCCAUUGCUGAAUCCCCUCAUCUACAGCCUAAGGAACAAGGAGGUGGUGGCAGCUCUCAGGAAGCUGAUGGGGAGAUCUGUGGCAUCUUAG
Molecule: messenger RNA, 936 nt
Organism: Pteropus alecto (black flying fox)
Lineage: Eukaryota; Metazoa; Chordata; Mammalia; Chiroptera; Pteropodidae
Product: olfactory receptor 2L3
Exons: 1
Coding region: 1-936 (311 amino acids)
Biological process (GO): G protein-coupled receptor signaling pathway
Cellular component (GO): membrane
Molecular function (GO): G protein-coupled receptor activity; olfactory receptor activity
Source: RefSeq, a predicted model, not a curated record